Molecule: messenger RNA, 1189 nt
Organism: Penaeus indicus
Lineage: Eukaryota; Metazoa; Arthropoda; Malacostraca; Decapoda; Penaeidae
Product: ERI1 exoribonuclease 3-like
Exons: 7
Coding region: 60-731 (223 amino acids)
Biological process (GO): exonucleolytic trimming to generate mature 3'-end of 5.8S rRNA from tricistronic rRNA transcript (SSU-rRNA, 5.8S rRNA, LSU-rRNA)
Molecular function (GO): 3'-5'-RNA exonuclease activity; nucleic acid binding
Source: RefSeq, a predicted model, not a curated record
CGGAGUACCUUCGAAUACCAAUUAUUCGUACGCCAUGGGAGAGUGGGUCGCCAGCGGUCAUGAUUUUGCUUAAGUGUGGGCUUAGAGGAGAACAAGUUGUAUGUUGGCAAAGGUUAUGCAAAAGGCAGUUGGCCACCUCCUCCAGGGUGCCACCGCGACUCUUUAAUUCACACUUGCGAAGGGAAACCCUCAAGAUGACGAAUAGGAUUCCCCAAGACUUCGAUUACUUUCUUGUUUUAGACUUUGAGGCAACAUGUGACCAGGACAAAUUAAUUCAGCCACAGGAAAUAAUUGAGUUCCCUGUGUUGAAAAUAAAUUCAAGGUCAUUUGAAGUAGAAUCAACUUUCCAUGAGUUUAUUAAACCUCAACACAACCCAAAACUGACAGACUUUUGCAUAAGACUAACAACUAUUUCACAAGCUGAGGUGGACAAUGGCAGGCCAUUCCACACAGUGAUGCACUUGUUUGACACUUGGAUCAAGGAGGAAAUCGGUCAAGACAAAAAAUUCCUAUUUGUUACCUGUGGAGACUGGGAUCUUAAGACAAUGCUGCCAAGUCAGUGCCAGAAAGAGAACAUCCAGAUACCUAUUUAUUGCAAGAAGUGGCAUAAUAUUAAAAAGUCUUACUCAUUAAUGACAGGUCGCUAUAUUAAGGGUAUGAUGCCUAUGAUUACGGGGCUGAAACUACAGCAUGAAGGACAACUUCAUAGAGGCUUGGGUAAGUUCAGGUGAGAAUGAAUCAGUGAAUGGGUGUGUGUGCUUUUAUUAGAGGGAAGAUUUGCUAAGUGUAAGUGUCAAAGAAAUGACAAGGGGAUCAUCUGCUAUUCAUGAAUUCAAACUAAAAUUCAGUGUGAGUGUUGGUUUGUUGUACAUGAGAAUAUAUAUUUAAAAAUUAUUAGAUGUAAGAUUUCGAAAAUCAGUUCUAUGUAUGAAAAGACGUACUGCAUUGGCAGUGUAGAUUUCUUCAGCUGGAUUUAUUGAAGAACGAUGAAAAAUGAGGAGAAUUAGAGUCAGUACACUUUAUUUUUAUUUGGUUAUUUCAGUGUUAAUCAGAAAAAGUAGGAAAAAAAUUGUGUGCGUACACACACACACACACACACACACACACACACACACACACACACACACACACACACACACACACACACACACACACACACACACACACACACACACAAAUAAAUCAAGAU